AUGACUUCCCCCAUCUCCUUCCUCACUCUCCCACCUGAGGUCCGAGCGAUCAUAUACGCCUCAGUCUUCGAUCAGACAGACGAACGCAUCAAGCUUGAACUAGAGCUCGAUCACCACCCAGAUGAUCACGUCCUGACCAGUUCCCAUAUCCAAUGGCAACUUCACGAAACCAGCAUUCACCACCCACUGUUCCUCGUCUCGAAGCAAGUCAACGCUGAAGCCUGGGAUGCAUUUCGCACAGAACUGUACAUCAUUCGAGAUUUCGCCGUUCAGUGCGAGACCACCAAGUCUGGACCGAGGCGGCCGCUAUGCAUCAAACCUGUAGGUGGCAUUCACACAGGCUUGGAUCUGAAGCCCUGGGACUUACCGCCUGCGGCGCUUGAUGAUGACUAUUCACGUUUGCUCAAGGGGAGUAUCACGUGGUCAGUCACCACGCUACGGCUGUUCAGCAUUCUUGGCUUUAAUCAGCGGUACAUGAACAAGAAGUACCUGCCGAAACUUGAGCUUGUCAUUUUCGAGUCCAUUGCUGCCAGCGCUGGUCGAGAAGAUUUCCCCGGCGAAGCGCACGCAAUCGACACGAGUGAAGUCGUGCAGAUAGUCACGCCGACCCUAGACAGCUAUGUCAGCUUCGUCCUGCAGUCUUUUCAAUCGCCUUGGGAUGUUCGCGCGGGUCUUCACGACAAGCGGCUGUUGUCCCUGUUGCACCGGAACGCUUGCGCGUACACGACUACAGGACUGGGCAGCCGCGAGGACAGAGGGUUCGAUGUGCACGUCACGGCAAGGAUUGGAAUCUGCAGGGUUGCCGAUAGCAUGGGACAUAAGACUGCGAUCGCAGAUAUGAAAGUGACCUAUGACUUCGACACGCUGAAAGUGCUGCGGAAGUGGGACUGGUGGGAUAGUGGGGCCUUUGUGCGCCCGAGAGGCUGGAAAGACGAUGGGAUCAAUGAAGUAUCGCGGUGUAGGGUGCCUUGA
Cyphellophora attinorum is the source of this 972-nucleotide messenger RNA. RefSeq lists its product as uncharacterized. NCBI's taxonomy places the organism in Eukaryota, Fungi, Ascomycota, Eurotiomycetes, Chaetothyriales, Cyphellophoraceae. The record is from RefSeq and is a predicted model, not a curated record. The coding region runs from base 1 to 972 and encodes 323 amino acids. The transcript is spliced from 2 exons.